Molecule: messenger RNA, 642 nt
Organism: Schistocerca piceifrons (Central American locust)
Lineage: Eukaryota; Metazoa; Arthropoda; Insecta; Orthoptera; Acrididae
Product: ankyrin repeat domain-containing protein 65-like
Exons: 3
Coding region: 1-642 (213 amino acids)
Molecular function (GO): protein binding
Source: RefSeq, a predicted model, not a curated record
AUGACUGCACAUGUGAGCCGUCCCCAGGACCCCACGAGGACACGCCUGCUCACACUGUGCCUCUCUCUCUGUGUGUGCAGCCCACCAGCCGCUACACAGCUGAGGCCCACCACCACCUCCACCACCACCACCUCCACCACCACCACAGCCGCUGCCGCCGCCACCACCACUGCCAGCACAACCCGCCAGACUCCUGCUGCUGCUGCACUGCCCACGACUCCUGCACCUGAUGACGCCCCUGUCUCUCGCUUGCGGAGCCUCUCUGCCGAGGAGAGGGCCAGGAGGCUGGUCCUGGCGGCUAAGCAGGGGGCAGUGGGGGAGCUGAGGGCGCUGAUCGCCGCAGGGGCCGACGUGGGGGCGAGGGGCGGGCAGGUGGAGUGGACCGCCCUGCACUGUGCAGCGUGCAGGGGAGACGUCGAGGCGGCGAGGCUGCUGGUGGGGGCGGGGGCGGCGGUGGACGCCAGGAGUGAUGAUGGGUGGACGCCGCUGCACUGGGCGGCAUUCAAUGGCUACGCAGAAGUGGCGGCUGCGCUGCUCGUCGCGGGGGCCGACAGGGGGGCCACAACUGGUGAUGGUUGGGGGACAGCGCUGGACAUCGCCAGGUGGCGCAACCACAGGCGGCUGGUGGAGAUGCUGUCAUGA